Messenger RNA from Mesorhabditis belari, 1512 nucleotides. Lineage: Eukaryota; Metazoa; Nematoda; Chromadorea; Rhabditida; Rhabditidae. The record is from the annotation of a GenBank genome assembly.
AUGGGAGAGUGGUUCAGGGGAUUGGUGGUGGCUGUGUGCCUCUUUAGCACCGCGCUCGCUGGAUGGGGUUUUGUUUGGCCUCAAACUGCAUGCAAAACAAGAUGUUUAAAUGGUGGUGUGUGCACAUUUAACUACGAGGAUCCCACUCAACAUCGUUGUGAGUGUUUGAUCGGCGUCUGGGAAGGUGAACGAUGUCAGUGGAAAGUUGGCGAACCUCACACUGAUGAGUAUCUUGAAGAAGAGAAGCGAGAUUUAGAAGCUCAACAAGUUCAACAAGCUCAACAAGCUCAAGAAGCUCAAGAAGCUCAACAAGUUCAACAAGCUCAACAAGGAAAAGAAAAACCUCUUACAAAUCUUACAAAUGAACAAAAUGAAAAUGAGAUGAAAGAGAAAAACGAGGAAUGGUUGAGACAGAAAGAAGAGCAAAGACGUAAAGAAGAAGAGACUAAAAAGAUGAAAUCAGAAGAAGAUCGUCAAAAAGUGAUUGAAAUGGAAAGAGAAGUGCAUAGACUUCAAUGGGAACAAGAUCGAAAGAAAGCGGAAGAAGCAAGAAUCGAAGAAACACGACGACGAGAAGAUGAGAGAAAAAAACAAGAUGAAGAAAGAGAAAAAAGAAGAAGAGAAUGGGAAGAGAAAGUGAGAAAACAUAAGGAAGUCGAGGAAGAACGAAAAAGAGAAGAGACACAAAGAAGAAAAGCUGAUCAAGAACAAAGGGAAAGAGCACAGGCCGAAGCCCGGCAACACGCUGAUCAAGACCGUGCUCGACAAGAAGAGGAAAAGAGAAGACGACAAGAGGAAAACAUGCGACAAGAUCAGCAACGACGUGAAGAUGAGGAAAGAAGAAAUCAAGAGGCACAAAGAGCUGAUGAGGAGAGAAUUCGUGAAGAAAGGAGACGACAACAAGAAGAGUUGGAUGCUAAUCGCCGUCCAGAGUUGACAAGCGCCGAGGAAAAGAACCUUGACCAAGCUGAGUCCUCUAAGCCACCACUUGUGGAAGAGGAUCCAAUUUGGGAUGAGUAUCGAGAGGAUGACAGUAAGGAUCGCGGAGAUUCACCAACUCCAGCACAGAAGAAAUCCGAUCACAUUUACGAUGAUACGCACUUGGAAGAGUAUGAGGUGAUUAGCAAAGAGGAGGGCGAUUAUCGACCUGAUGAGACUGAAGAGGAGAAGAUGCGACGAAUGGAAGAAGAAGAGAAGAGGAGAGAACAAGAGAAACAAAUCGCUUCACAGGAAAAACACGAACAUCAAGAUUUCCAAAAAGGCGUUGUCAAUGAGGAGAGAGACAAAUCAUUUAAUGACGAUUACUGGGAUCAUACUCCGAUAAAUCCCGACGAUGAGGAUACAUCGAAAGCGCCGACCAAAGAGACGAACGAGCUCGAUGAGGGAAACGGCUUGGAUAUGGAGGCGGACAGUUGGAUGAUGGCUAGAAGGGAAACCGAUCUUGACUCGCACUCAACCUCAUUUUCCCCACUCAUCCCCCUCCUAAUAGCACUCGUUUUUCGAAUUCACUUG